Polyodon spathula (Mississippi paddlefish) is the source of this 2108-nucleotide messenger RNA. Its product is annotated as signal-transducing adaptor protein 2-like. Bases 6 to 1313 code for a protein of 435 amino acids. The transcript has 14 exons. Lineage: Eukaryota; Metazoa; Chordata; Actinopteri; Acipenseriformes; Polyodontidae. The record is from RefSeq and is a predicted model, not a curated record. Gene Ontology annotation, molecular function: signaling adaptor activity.
GAGUCAUGCAAAAACAGCGGCCCGGCCGGGGGAAAUCCGCGCUGCCACCCAGCUAUUACGAGGGGUUUAUUGAGAAGAAAGGACCCAAGGAAAAGGAGCACAAGCGAUACUGGACAAGUCUGAUCGGAGACACUCUGUUCUUCUUCAAUAGCUCCAGGGACACCAGCUAUGUGGAGAAACUCUGUCUGUCUGGCUUCCUGUCGCUGGCUGAUGACAACAGCCGAGACAAGAACCUGGGGGCGGGGCGACUGACACUGAAGAUGCGAGACGGAGAGUUCCGACUGACGGUUCCCAGUCUGGAGGCCCGGGAGGUGUGGAAGGGAUUCAUCUACACUGUCGUUGACCUCGCUGUGCCCCACUCUCUCACUCUGCUGCCCGGUCAGAUUCACCAGUUGCAGGAGGUCCUGUCAGAGGAGAAGAAGCGGCGCAGGAAGCAGGAAGACAGCGUGGCUCCCCCCGCAGACAGCCCAGCAAACUGCUCUGAGCAAGAGACAGAACUACCCAGAUGCUUCAACAAAGUGUCCCGGACGGAGGCAGAGUCUCUCCUGGAGAAAUACCCGGACUGUGGGAACCUGUUGCUGCGCCCGGGCAGAGACGGGCAGAGCUAUGCUGUGAGCACCAGAGAAGAGCUCAAUGGGUCUUCGGUGAUGAAACACUACCGAGUGGGGAGGCAGGGCCCAAGCUACCUGAUCGAGGUGGAGAAUCCUAUCUCGUGCUCCUCUCUCAGUGACGUGGUGAGCUGCUUCGUAGAGAAGACGGACCGCACCCUGGUGCCCUUCAUCCUGCAGGAGGACUACGAGCACAGCAUCAGUUUUGUUCAGUUGGAGAGAGACAGUGGGGAGGACACUGUGCAGCGCUCCCGAGCGUUCUCGAGCCCCAAACCGCCCCUCCUGCCCAAAAAAACAGGUCUCCCCUCUCCUCGGGCUUCACUUCCCAUCCUGUACACCGAGCCAGAACCGGAGCCGGAACCAGAACUGGAGCCGGAACCAGAGGAAAACAUUUACCUGAACGACUACUGUAAUGCUCAGAGUGUGGAGGACACUGUGAAGAGAGGUCAGGCUAACCACUCCCCCCGACCCCCCCUGCUGCCGCCCAAACCAGCUCUGACGAAGAUGAACCCAUUCAAUACUAAGACUCCCGUGAAGCCCCCCGUGUGUCUCAAACCCAAACCCAACCAGCGUCCCCCCUCUGAAUCCAUGGCAACCAUGAAGCCCCUGUUACCACAGCAAUCACAGCCCAACGAGAUGCUGCUGCACAGUGUUUCAGAGGAGCUGCGUGAGAAGCUGCUGCAGAGGCGAGUGAAUCUCAGCUGAGAGACGGGGGCCGACGGGGCCCGGGACACAGUAAUAGAGUGAAAGAGAACAUUUUAAAUGAUGCUGCCACUGAACAAUGCUCCACAAAAUGACAAAGCAGCCUGUCCUGAAACAAGGACAAGGGCAGUGAAACGGUUAAAGCUCUGGUGCACAACUCAGGUCAUGGAGGGCCGGGGUCCCUCCUGGUUUUUGUUUUAACCAUACCCUAAAUUAUUUAAUUGGACCAAUUAAGCUUCUAAUAAGAGCCAAUAAAGUAGUUUAGGGUGCAGCUGGAAUAAAAGCCUGCAGAGACCCCGGCCCCCCAGGACUGAGCUGUGCCCCACUGGGUUAAAGCAUCUCGUUUCUGCUACACAGUAGAGCGCCACGCAGGCUUGAUAACGUGUUGCUGUAGCGCUGCUCCUCUGAGCUCUUGAGUGAACUCACUGCUUCUCUCUGAGUUUAGAAGCUCUUCUGAUUCACCAGGACUGAGCAGCUGGGCAAACGGGUUCCUGUUGAGAUACACUGAGAGCGACGAGCAUCAGCAGGAGCAAACAGAGCACUUCGAUGAGAGGAUCCACCCUGCCCUACCGUCUCAACCCGCUUUCAUGCCCCGCGGUGCCACAAUAAGAACGCUGUGCUAUUUGUGGGGUGCGUAAUCCCCUUUGUAUAGGAAACGUUUAAAGGACUCGUGUUAAAAAAACAGUAUUGUAAAAAGUGUGUAGAAAUUUGGAAGUACAGUAUGUGUGUCCUGUAUCAAUCCAUUCCGAUUCCAAACGCAAUUUGUCAAAAGAAAUCAAAUACAAAAUCACUGAAGUU